Molecule: messenger RNA, 1340 nt
Organism: Cyprinodon tularosa
Lineage: Eukaryota; Metazoa; Chordata; Actinopteri; Cyprinodontiformes; Cyprinodontidae
Product: CD9 antigen-like
Exons: 8
Coding region: 90-776 (228 amino acids)
Cellular component (GO): membrane
Source: RefSeq, a predicted model, not a curated record
CCGAACUAGAAGCGACAGAAGCGGAAGGUGAAGCAGAAGGAAACAUCUGGAUUGAUCUCAGUUUAACAUCCGCAGACAGGUGAGCAGACAUGGGCGCCCUGUCCACCGGGGAGGUUUGCGUCAAAUACGCUCUUUUUAUCUUCAACUUCAUCUUCUGGCUUGCAGGUACCGGAGUGCUGGCUAUGGGACUAUGGCUGCGGUUUGACCCCAGGACUAGAGACCUGUUUGAAAAAGAAGAAGCAUUCACAGUCUUCCUCACUGGGAUGUACCUGCUGAUAGCUGCAGGAGCUCUGAUGAUGGUUGUGGGAUUCCUGGGAUGCUGUGGAGCCAUUAAAGAGUCUCCAUUCAUGCUGGGACUGUUCUUCCUCUUCCUGCUCCUCAUCUUCGCUGCUGAAGCGGCUGCAGGUAUCUGGGCAUUCAACAACAGGGAGAAGCUGACUGCAGAUGUUAAGGAGUUUUAUAGGGAGACCUAUAAGAAAUACCAGAACUCCAAACAGGAUGCACUGAGGGAGACCCUCCGUCUCGUCCACUAUGCGCUGGAGUGCUGCGGUCCUACAGGAACAGUGCUUGAUUCAGUCAAAGACAUCUGUCCUAAGCAGGAAGGACUGGAACUCCUUAUUACCAAGGGCUGCGUAUCGGCAAUAGAGGACGUUUUCUCUAACAAGCUGCACAUCAUCGGGGGAGUUGGCAUUGGCAUCGGGGUCAUUAUGAUCUUUGGGAUGAUCUUCAGCAUGAUGCUUUGCUGCGCCAUCAAGAGGUCCAGGGAUUUUGUGUAAACAGAAAAAAAAUGUAUAUUGUUUUAUCAGACGACGUCAUUUUUUGUAACCUGCUGCUUCAGAGUGUAAACUAUUUUAACGCUAGACGUCGGUCAUUCUUUGGUUUGCUAGUUUAGGUUCAUACAGGAUGGUCCCAUAGACCUGUGAGAGUAUGAAGCUUCUGCACUGAUGUCUUUGAAUUCCUCUAAGUUUGGUUUGCAGGCAAAUUAUUUUUGUACACAAAAAGCUAAACUGAACUUUUUUUUUUGUUGUUUACCAAAAUCGAAUAGAAAAUUUUAGUUUUCAAGAAGAAUGUAGGGAACCUUUAGAACUUUGCUUCCCUCUAGUGGACAUGUCUGCCAAUUAUUUUUUAAAAUGUUAAUAUUCUGUUUUUGUUACAAAAUGCACUAAAAGUAACUGUGCUAAAGCCUGUUUAUUAUUGGAUUACUAAAUGCUUUAUUAGGACAUGGUAAAUAUUUUUUUUAAAGCAAGAAUUGUGGAAUUUUAUGCAAAUAUUACGAUAAAUGAGGUUCACAUGUUUAAGAUGUAAAGUACCUAAUAAACAUGGAUUUGUGUUACACAAAA